Linum tenue is the source of this 678-nucleotide messenger RNA. The record is from the annotation of a GenBank genome assembly. NCBI's taxonomy places the organism in Eukaryota, Viridiplantae, Streptophyta, Magnoliopsida, Malpighiales, Linaceae.
CUUUAUUACUUGCUAUGUUUCUUGUACCAAAUUUACCAUAUCCUACAUUAGGUCUUCAGUUCCUAUUUACCUUGCUUCUGCUUGCGUACUGGCAAUUUACUUGGUUGUUGUGCAAUCUCUUAAAAAAAUGUGCCCUGCUCCCUACCCAUUUCCCAGUGUUCUUUCGUUUUACCACUUACUUGGUUGUUAACUGUGCAUACGCCACUAUUGCCUCUUGGAAUCCUUGUGUUUAUCAUAGUAUCCUGCAGUGUACUUCGAUUUACUGGCCUUACCUUCUACAACUUUGUUUAACUUUUGCAGGAAAACUGGUGCUGCAGGUGCUGCGCGUCGUCCUACAGUUACUCUUGAAGAAACCGAUGUUCCGAUAGCGUCCUUCAGAUCCCUGUUGGACAUCCUUUGCCAACCGAAUCGGCGAAUCCUGUCUCUGGAAAUCUUAAUGCCCUCGGUGUCAAUUUGCAGACAACAACAAUUCAGCCUUUGUCACAGCAACCUAUGUCUAUAAAUCCUGCACCUGUACGGCGCCGUCGCUUGGUUGUUUAUUCUGAUGAAGACGAACCUGUUGUCCCUUUGGAACUGCAAGACUUGGAUGUUGAACUUCCACUGCAAGAACAGCCUGUUGGAAACUCUUCGACUUAUCCUGUUCCCACUGUUGACGUUCCUUUGCCUUCUCCUCUUCUU